ACAUCUUUGUACGAAUAAACCAAUAGGGAUGUAGGGGUGUGGUUUACAUGAGCCAAUGAGGACGAGGCCAGGAGUAUAAAUGAUCUGCACGGUCCGCUCCUCGCCUCAUUCUCUUGCUGUGUACAGAUCUCUGCAGAGCCAUGGCCAGAACCAAGCAGACAGCGCGUAAGUCCACCGGCGGGAAAGCUCCCCGCAAGCAGCUGGCCACUAAGGCCGCCAGGAAGAGCGCCCCCGCCACUGGCGGAGUCAAGAAGCCUCACCGCUACCGGCCCGGGACCGUCGCUCUCCGGGAGAUCCGGCGCUACCAGAAGUCCACCGAGCUGCUCAUCCGGAAGCUGCCCUUCCAGCGCCUGGUCAGAGAGAUCGCCCAGGACUUCAAGACCGACCUUCGCUUCCAGAGCUCGGCCGUCAUGGCCCUGCAGGAGGCCAGCGAGGCUUACCUGGUCGGGCUCUUCGAGGACACCAACCUCUGCGCCAUCCACGCCAAGCGGGUCACCAUCAUGCCCAAGGAUAUCCAGCUGGCCCGCAGGAUCCGUGGGGAGAGGGCUUAGAUCUGCGCCCCGCACCCAACAAAGGCUCUUCUCAGAGCCACCACCUCCUCCUCAGACGAGCUCC
This is a messenger RNA of Bufo gargarizans (Asiatic toad), 615 nucleotides long. Its product is annotated as histone H3. Lineage: Eukaryota; Metazoa; Chordata; Amphibia; Anura; Bufonidae. The transcript has a single exon. The record is from RefSeq and is a predicted model, not a curated record. Gene Ontology annotation, molecular function: protein heterodimerization activity; DNA binding; structural constituent of chromatin. Bases 141 to 551 code for a protein of 136 amino acids. Gene Ontology annotation, cellular component: nucleosome.